Aphis gossypii (cotton aphid) is the source of this 2358-nucleotide messenger RNA. RefSeq lists its product as uncharacterized. Bases 504 to 1484 code for a protein of 326 amino acids. The transcript has 7 exons. Lineage: Eukaryota; Metazoa; Arthropoda; Insecta; Hemiptera; Aphididae. The record is from RefSeq and is a predicted model, not a curated record.
UUGGAAUCGAUGACAGAAAUAAUGUUUGACGUGGAGUCGUCGACGAAACAGUUUUAACUAGCGAAGAAAUCGAACAACUCAAAUCGAUUAUGAACAAAGCUACAGCAGACGAAGAUAGUACUGAUGUCAAUGAUGUCAUUGAAAAAUUGAUAGAAGAUUUGUUGGAUGCUGCGGUGUGUGGUGACGAUACGUUGGCUGGCGGAGACGAAUCGUCAUUGCAAGAGUUUGAAUAGAAGUCUGAUCCUGGUGCGUAGCCGGUCGAGUAUUCCGACCACUCGCGGCGCGACAGGUUCGUAAACGUCGAAUGUUUGGUGGCCGAUACGAUGGACCUUCUGCACGCGGCUAGGUGGGCAACUUUGGUCGCGAUACGACGCAUGACUACAAGGCGGUUAGCUGUACCGGCGAAGACAAAACGGAUUCCGCCUCGACCGCAGUACCGACGACAAUGCGGCGAUAAUAUGAUGGCGACUGGUUAGGGUGGCAGUGGAGACUUUAACACGAGAAUGAAUAAAAAAGUGGACCAGAAAAAUAAGCCAUUAAGUACUGCACAAAAAAAACAUAGACCACUAGGUGUUCUUACGCAAGGUAGUGUUCCAAGUCGAUCUGCUAGUAAUUCAAAUUUAGCUAAUAUUAUCAAUACUCCAAAUAAUAAUACACCAAAAACACCAAAAAAUGUGAAUCACCGAUCCAAAAGUAAUUUAACAAUAAAAGAAAAUAGUGCUGUUAGUCGGCUCAAAAAUUUUAGUUCCAAUGUUACCUUAGAAAGAAAUGGCAGUAUGCCAAAUUUAAAUGCAACUGGUAAUAGAUUACAAUUGGAUAAAACUACCAAGCUAAGGUUUGCAUACGACAAAUAUCUCAGCAGCUUAGAAGCAAAAUAUGUGUUUCAGAUGAUUGAAAAAAAUAUAUCUUCAAAUAUUAAUAAACAAAAAAAGGUUUUUAGAGAUGAAUUUGAUAUUCUCAAAAAUCAAUUAGUUACUUUAAGUAAAGAAUUAGAAUCAAUAAAUGAAUUAAAAAUUGAAAAAAAAUUAAUUGACCAAAAAUUUGAAGUACUUGAAAUGCUCAAUAAAGCUAUUGUGUUUGAUGAUUCAGAUGAAGAAGUUAUGUCAUUGUUUUCUAGUACGGCAUCCAAGGUUGUUAUCAAGAAUUUUAAACAAAUGGAUGAAGAUGAUUUAAAUGCUGUUAAGAUUCUGCUGAAUGAAAUUAUAGAACCAUUGAAACUACUUGAUUAUGAAAAUAAAAUAAAUGCACGUAUUCAAUUAAAAGAUUCACUGAUUAAAGUAGCAAUGUUAACUAAAGAAUUAGAUACAUUAAAAUUGAAGUGUGAAGAGCUAUUUGAUGAACAAAGUAGUUUGCUGAAUUAUAAUAAAUCAUAUAAAAUACUAAAAGAUCAAUUUGGAGAAAAUCCAGACACAAAUUUACUGCCAACAAAAAGUAGCUUAGUGGAAGAAGUUGAAAAUGUAUUAAAUGAAAUAGAAUGUACAUAGGAGAAUGGAUAAAACACCUUAAUGAAGAUCUAAUGAACUUGGAUCAAUGACCAAGUAUUAUAAAAGAAACUAGAAAGAGAAAACUAAAAUGAGUUGGAUAUGCCUGGAGAAAAGGUAAUUUGGAAGUCGGUUGAGAAGACUGUUAGGUAGCCAGUGGACCACACUUAAGAUGAGAAGACAAAAUAAAAAAGAAGUAGAAGCAGUAGAACUGAACAGACUUUAAGAGAGAGAUGGUAGCAAAUUUUUUUUAAAGGCUAAAACUUAGACUAGAGAAGUGCAUCAUGCAUAUUUUGCUUACAUACUAAAUUCUAAAUGGGGUGAUCAUUUUAUUGAUUUUUCAAGUAUAUAAAUACAUUGUUAUAUUAAUGUCAGUAUACGCUUUUAAGAAAAUAAAAAAUGAUAAUUAAAAGGAAAGAAUACAUGAAAAACUGAAAUUCUUACACAAACCUACAUUCCAAAAAAAAAUUGAUUUAGUUUCAGUGAUGACAUAAUAAACUUGUUAAUUCGUCUUAAUUUUUGACUAUAUUUUAUAUUUAAAAAUAUACUAACAUAUUUCCUCUAACAAAAAUUAUUGUUAUUUUGUUGAAAUUCAAAAAAUAUUGAAGAAACUUGAAACUUAAAACAUUCUUCUAUUCUAUAAGUUAUUAUUACCCAUUCACAAAUAAAUUUUAAAAUAUUUUGAUUAAUUUUAAACAUUUGAGUAUAUUUUAAUGAAUUUAUUUAAGUUAUUCUAAUGGUAAUUUAAAAUUAUUGAAAAUAAGUGUACACAAUUAUUACUUAAAAUAAUAUUUUCUUAAUUUGAAAACAUAAAACCAAUUGUUUUUAUUUCCUUAUUUUAAUGGAAGAAUAUUUCAGUCUAUAAAAAGUAAAUUUA